Messenger RNA from Scomber scombrus (Atlantic mackerel), 2030 nucleotides. RefSeq names its product DEAD (Asp-Glu-Ala-Asp) box helicase 56 (gene ddx56). The record is from RefSeq and is a predicted model, not a curated record. Gene Ontology annotation, molecular function: RNA helicase activity; ATP binding; nucleic acid binding. Gene Ontology annotation, cellular component: nucleolus. The transcript is spliced from 14 exons. The coding region runs from base 15 to 1715 and encodes 566 amino acids. NCBI's taxonomy places the organism in Eukaryota, Metazoa, Chordata, Actinopteri, Scombriformes, Scombridae.
CGCGAGGAGCAGACAUGGCUGCGGACAGGCUGAUGUUCCAUGAGAUGGGAUUAGAUGACCGUCUGUUAAAGGCGGUGGCAGAUCUGGGUUGGUCCCAGCCGACUCUGAUCCAGGAGAAGGCGAUCCCGUUGGCUCUGGAGGGGAAAGACCUGCUGGCUCGAGCUCGGACCGGAUCCGGAAAGACGGCAGCGUACGCCGUUCCUGUUAUACAGAGAAUCCUGAACUCCAAACAGACUGUUCGGGAGCAGGAUGUGAGAGCUCUGAUCCUGGUUCCAACCAAAGAGUUGGGUCAGCAGGUCCAGACCAUGAUCCGACAGCUGACAGCUUACUGCUUGAGAGAUGUCCGAGUGGCCGACAUCUCCAGCAAAGCUGACCUGUCGGCUCAGAGGCCGAUCUUAAUGGAGAAGCCUGACGUGGUCGUUGGGACGCCGUCUCGUGUGCUUGCUCACCUCAACGCCCAGAACCUGAUCCUGCAUUCGUCCCUGGAGACGCUAGUGGUGGACGAGGCCGACCUGCUGUUCUCUUUUGGCUUCGAGGCAGAUCUGAAGAACCUGUUGUGCCAUUUGCCUAAAAUCUACCAGUCGUUCUUGAUGUCGGCUACUCUCACCGAGGACGUUCAGGCCUUAAAGGAGCUGCUGCUGCACAACCCUGUGAUCCUGAAGCUGCAGGGCUCCCAGCUGCCCGACAGCAACCAGCUGCAGCAGUACAGCAUCAAAUGUGAAGAGGAGGACAAGUUUCUGCUCAUCUACACGCUGCUGAAGCUGCGGCUGGUUCAGGGGAAGACGCUCGUGUUCGUGGGAGCCGUGGACAGAUGUUACAGACUGAAACUGUUCCUGGAGCAGUUCAGUAUCCCUGCAUGUGUGCUCAACUCUGAGCUGCCUGUUCACUCCAGGUGUCACAUCAUCACACAGUUCAAUCAGGGCUUUUACGACUACAUCAUCGCCACAGACGAGCAGAGUUUGGCCGACCCGACCGCCGCUCCUCCGACUCCGACGACCGCGGGAAAAGGGAAGAAGAAAAAGAAGACGGGCGAGAAAGGAGGAAAGGGGAAGGAUAAAGAGUACGGCGUCUCCAGAGGUGUGGACUUCCAAAACGUUGCCAACGUCAUCAACUUUGAUUUCCCCACAACUUUCGAGUCUUACAUUCAUCGAGUUGGACGGACGGCGAGAGCAGACAACCCCGGCACUGCUCUGUCCUUUAUCUCUCACACUGAGCUCGAUCUGCUGUCGGAGGUGGAGGAGGCGCUCACAGGAGAAAAUGCUGUUUCUGCUCUGAAACCUUACGAGUUUAAGAUGGAGGAGAUUGAAGGUUUCAGGUACAGGUGCAGGGAUGCGAUGCGUUCAGUUACCAAACAGUCGGUGAGGGAGGCCAGACUGAAGGAAAUCAAACAGGAGCUGCUAAACUCAGAGAAACUCAAGACAUAUUUUGAGGAUAACCCCAGAGAUCUGCAGCUGCUCAGACACGACAAAGAUCUCCAUCCUGCCGUCGUCAAACCUCACCUGAAGAACGUUCCCGAGUACCUCAUUCCUGAGACACUGAAGGGGACGGUGAAUCCUCUGUUAAGCAGGAGGAGGAAAAAGAGGAAAGACAAGCUGAAAUCAGAAGGAGGAGUUGUUAAGCCGAGUUUCAAGAAGAACAUUCAGGGGAAGAACCCACUGAAGAGUUUCCGUUACACCGGAGGAAGAAACAGAAAAGGCAAAACCGGCCAGUUGUAGUUGCAGCUGCUGCACACGACUGUACAUCACACUUGUGCAGAGACUUUCACCUGCCUGGAGCUCUGUUGGCUUUACAAUAUAAUCUAUACAGUUUGAACGGAAGGGUAAUGUGAGCUGUUGAAGCUGUACGGGCCAACGAAAAAAUGGAUUAUGAACUGUGACUAAUGAGGACUUUGAAACAAGAGGAAAACGCAAGAAACAUCAGUUUGAACCCGGAUUUUUCAAAUUCAAAAUAAUUAUAAGAGGAAUUAAGUGUCUUUAUUAUCUGUUUCUUCUGUUCUGGAAACUUUGAAAAUGUUUAUUAAAAUAAAAUGA